CGCAUCUACGAAAACAUCCACGAAAACAGCCACUCUUCUGACAGUGUCUCGCUCUCUAAGAUUUCAUUUGCGUCAUUCCCCUAAGUGCCAUAAAGAUGGAUCUCGAUGAUAGGCCAAGGCUCUCAGUCGAAGCUGAAAAAGAGGUGACUAGAUUAUGGCGAACUUGGAGGACCGUGUUGGAGAUGCUUGUGGACAGAGGCUAUGCUAUCGCAGAAGAUGAAUUGAAAAUCUCGCGCGAUCAGUUCCAGCGCAAGUUUGGCGAUCCUCAAAGCGGCUAUGCUGAGAGGAGGCUCAUGAAACUCCAAGCUGUCCCUACUGAAGAGAUGAUCAAACGCGACACCCCUCGGGCUACGAAAGCCAAUCCGAACCCACAAACCACCGCCGGCACGAUCUGGGUCGAAUUUAGUCCCGAAACAACCAUUGGUAUCAAACAUCUGCGCGCGUUUGCCCAGCACCUUGAUGCGAGCAAGUUCACCACGGGGAUCUUCAUUACCAUCGGCCCAGUGACAGCUGCUGCCUUACGCGCCUUCGAGCCGCUUACCGAACGGGGAAUCACCGCCGAAUGGUUCCAAGAGCAGGACCUCCUUGUCAACAUUACACGGCACGAAUUAGUGCCUAAACAUGUACUAUUGAGCGCAGAAGAGAAAAAAGUGCUUCUGGACAGGUACCGCUUGAAGGAGACGCAGUUGCCCCGCAUCCAAUUCAGUGACCCUGUAGCCAAAUAUUUGGGCUUGAAGAGAGGCAACGUGGUUAAGAUUAUCAGAAAAAGCGAGACUGCGGGAAGAUACGCUAGUUACCGAUGGGUUUUCUAGUGAUCACCAAGACUAUUUCGAAAAGCGCGGAGUUUAGGGGCUUCGGCGAGAGGGCUAAAAGUGCAUUGUGCGGCGUUUGAUUUGGCUGGCACAUGAAAACAGCCUGAAGGCUUGUUAGCACGAAGGGAUCAAUGUCACCUAGGUAUUGUCGAACAGCAUCGACACGCAUCUUGCAAUAUCGAAUUUUUGGAAGGCAGCACCAAACCUCCGGUUAUGCGACUUUUCCUCCGGCUUGCAUUCGUUCCUGGCUCUACACCACAUGCCAAAUCAAGAGCGUUGAAAUGCAACGCUUCAGUACUUCCGCCAUGCCCCAACGCUCUGCGUGCCACUCCACAUUGUCGGUUGGAUAGACCCCGUCUGCGAUGAAAGCCCAGAAUGAACCUCAACUACUCUUCUCGCCCAGCACGCGUUGACCAAUUCUGACCAAGUCCUGAUUCUGCAAUGGGUCCUUCUCAAAUCCGUUGAGUACUUGGUCCAACAUGGCAGCCGAGACGUCCACAACGGUCACGCUAGGCAACGAGGCCACGAACCAGAGUAAGGUGGCUCUUAGCCAGUGAAAGAUACUCCCUGGUUGUGUAAUCAGUCCUGGUUUCGCUACGGUGGCCUCGAUCUCGCCCGGGUGGGAAGACGCGAAGGCCAGGACUUGAUUCUCGGUCUCGCCCUAUCGAGGAAGUCAGAGCUUUCAGCGGCGGCUGUCUUGGGUGAUCAAGCCAGGAACUCACGCGCAUCAAGCAAUAUUUGGGCAUGAAUGUGGGUGUUUUUGUCUGGUCUCGUUCCGCAGCCAUGCCGCUCAUGUACAGGAAACGGCAGGGCGUCGAUUUGCUUGCGGGGUUGCGGGCUUCAAAUAUUGCUUCGAGACCAGCCAUGGUAUACUCGUGGCAAACUCGAUAGACCUCGUCCCACGGCAUGGUUUUGGACUUGCUGGGCGUGAUCGCGAGGGUCCUGGAGAUGGAAUUCAGCCUCUAUCAUGUUGCUUUUUUGGUACAUGGAAGCGCAGCAAGACGGGAGUCACGGACCAAAUACAGGCGUCUGCCCCCUCCAAUUGCUCCUUCACAUCGUCCGGGUACUUUGCAAAGUCUUCAAGCACCACGCUCUUCAACUUGGCCGUGUCCGCUCCGGGCCCCAGGUUGUCGGGGACCGUGAUAGGGCGACGAGCCAAGGCAACCACCGUAGUUAUGCUCGGGUUGUUCAGGCAUUGGCGGAUCAGCUCCGUCGCGACGAAUCCGGUCGCUCCAGAUAUGAUGAGCUUCAUGGUCACACACUGGCUUCGAGAUCUCGUUUCCCUUGGAUCGCGAUGCAGUGACACAUUGCUGUCUGGGAGGAGAUAGACGGGAAAGUUGUGCUGUGUACCAGGUAAUAAUGUGGAUUUACGAGUACGGGCUCCGGUAGGGGUAGAACCGACGUGGGUGGGUGGCCUGAAUAGCCCGGAUUAGGCACAUUAGCCUC
Cladophialophora immunda is the source of this 2258-nucleotide messenger RNA. RefSeq lists its product as uncharacterized. Gene Ontology annotation, biological process: DNA-templated transcription. The coding region runs from base 96 to 812 and encodes 238 amino acids. The record is from RefSeq and is a predicted model, not a curated record. The transcript has 3 exons. Lineage: Eukaryota; Fungi; Ascomycota; Eurotiomycetes; Chaetothyriales; Herpotrichiellaceae. Gene Ontology annotation, molecular function: DNA binding; DNA-directed RNA polymerase activity. Gene Ontology annotation, cellular component: RNA polymerase III complex; RNA polymerase I complex; RNA polymerase II, core complex.